CUCCAACCAUCUCAGAAAAUCGAAGCUUGUUUUGCCAGCCUCCCCCACUCCGGUCCAGUGACACUGUAGUACUUGUGAGCAGCUUUUCGUCGACAUUCUCGGUCCGCAUUUCGCGGUGGCCUUCGAUUAGCUGAUCCCGUCUGUUACUGAGUUUUCUAGUGUUUGACGGGAGUCGCUCGUGUUCGCUACUUCUGUACGGUUUUCCUUCCACUUGUAGCAUGAGUGCAUCUGCGUCAGCCGUCCUAGACGAGCCAGCGUGGCUCGGUAAUCCGUGUUCCUGUGGCAAGGAAGCGGAUCACCAGAAGCAAUGUCAGGAAUGCAAGGCUCAAAAUGCGCCAGAAGCAGCGACCGCAGCUGAGAGCAAUCAGUCCGGCACUCGCCCUGAACAGGUCAACAAAGAUUCUCCUUGCCCUCGGCUUAUCAACGGGGAGUCUUCCGCUGCUGCGGGGGAGACCGUAUCUAUCUGCGAGUCCGAGGCGCACUCUAGUACGGACAUGGCGGGGGGAAUGCGGAUGGCAGCUGCAGCGGAAGACCUCGCCGCAGCUGCUGGGGGGGUGGAGGAUGUUGCGCAGAGAGCGGGGAGUAAGGCGGCUGGGGAGAGCGCGGUUAGCGCAGAAGCAGCGGACGCGUUUCCGGCAGAUGUUACACCGGGCUCCGUCGCUUCUGCUGCUGCUGUCGCCGCGGCAUUGGCAGCAGCAGCAUCCACCACAACAACCGACGACGCGCCUGCCGCCGUCCCCACCACUACUGCCGAUAACCCAGCCUCGUCCGACGGCAAACCGCCCACGUCCGGCUCCUCCACUUCCGCUUCCGCGUCUGCUUCCGCCGCUUCCGCGGCGUCGAGCAGUUCGCGCGCGCCCGGCUCGUCAGGCACCUCUCGACCGAACUCGCGACCGUCGUCGCGGCCUGGUUCGCGACCGUCGUCGCGCCCGUCGUCGCGAUCGUCGUCGCCGGCUCCGGACGAGCCCGUGGUGUGCCGCGUGGCGUGCAUGUCGUGGGCGGGGCAGCAGGACGGGUUUCAUAAGACGAACCAAGACGCGUACUGUUUCAUGCGCACGAAAGAUAAAAAGUCGCUCAUCUUUGGCGUGUUUGAUGGCCACGGGCCUCAAGGGCAUGACGUGUCCAAGUUUAUCAAGGACCGGCUUCCAGAGAUGCUAAUGGACGGCACAGAUCUUCUCACGGACCCAGAGAAGGCCCUAUCAGAUGGGUUUCUGGCAGUUCACAGUGCAGCCCUGGAGGAGACCUCCUUCGAUUGCAACAUAAGCGGCACCACAGCGGUGGUCGCUCAUCUAUACAAGCAGCGGCUGGCCGUGGCGUGGGUGGGCGACUCAAGAGCCGUGCUGGCCAGGAGACGAGAGGGAGGAGAGCGCGAUGAUCUGAUGGCAGUGCGCCUAUCAGCCGACCACAAGCCGGACAAUGAGCAGGAGAGGGCGCGGAUAGAGGCCAGUGAAGGCAGCGUGCAGCAGGAUGUGGACGAGAAUGGGGAUGACGUUGGCCCGUUCAGAGUGUGGAUGAAGACAGGGCCCAUGCUGGGACUUGCCAUGAGUCGCAGCCUUGGAGACAAGCUGGCACAUACCGUUGGCGUUUCUGCCACUCCCGAGGUUGUGGUGCGUCGUCUCGACCAAUCAGACGCCUUCCUGGUGCUGGGGUCAGACGGGUUGUGGGAGUGGGUGGCGGACGAGGAGGCGGUGCAGGUCGUGGUGGGGGCGGGGAGCAUCGAGGCGGGCGUGAAGGGGCUGCUGGGAAUGGCGAAGGAGAGGUGGCUGUCGAGAGACGGGGCGGGGUAUGUGGAUGAUAUCACCGCGCUGGUGGUGGGGUUCACGCAUAGAAAGGUGUAAGGAGGGGGAAGGGGGGGGGGGGGGAGAGAAAGGGGGAAGGAGGGAGAAUGGGAUGUGUUUUGCGCCUCAAGAAAAGAAGCUGCUGGGAAUGGCCGAGGAGCAGUGGCUGUCGAGGGAUGGGGCGGGGUAUGUGGAUGAUAUCACCGCGCUGGUGGUGGGGUUCACGCAUAGAAAGGUGUAAGGAGGGGGAAGGGGGUGGGGGGGAAGGGAAAGUGGGAAGGAGGGAGAAUGGAACGUGUUUUGCGCCUCAAGAAAAGAAGCUGCUGGGAAUGGCCGAGGAGCGGUGGCUGUCGAGGGAUGGGGCGGGGUAUCACUGCGCUGGUGGUGGGGUUCACACAUAGGAAGGUGUGAGGAGCAGGGAAAGAGAGUGAGAUAGUGAGUGCGUGUGGGUUUAUGCACAGGAAGGUGUAAGGAGGGGGAGGGAGGAAGAGAAUGAAAGAGUGUUUGUGGAAUAGGGUCUGGCUGUGGGACGGCCUGUGGGAGUGGGUGGGGACAAGGAUGCAGUGCAGGUGGUGGCGGGUGUUGACGACAUCACUGCAGGAAGAAGGUAGUGCAGAGAGAGACGGGGGCAGAGUUGGUGAGGGGACAUGGAGAGAAAAGCCACCGGUUUGGUGCAUGUGGGAUGGGAUACAGUCCAGUCCACCUUGUGCCUCUCACAGUGCCUUUCCUGUCGCACACCAAGACAAGCAGCUGGCACAUGCACUUGGUGCGAGUGGCUUGCGCAUGUUGUGCAAUGACUUCCACUGCGACGGCCCCCCCGCAACGACAGCCAAUCGCCCACCUAGUACUCGCAUGGCCUGUGGGCAGGUUACAUGCUGUGGCUGCGGCCUGCACGGCCCCUGUGGUGUGGUGCCUCUCCAUAGGACUCUCCAUCUGGCGGUCCGCUUUUGAGCCUUGUGAAAAAACAGAGUCCAAACCCGGCUGCAUGGCUGCGGUCUGUGCGGCAUCUGUGGUGCGGUGCCUCCCGGGAGGAGCCUCCACCUGCCGGCCCGCCCUUGAGCCUUGUGGCUGGGGCAACGGGUGUGCCUUUUCCACGCUCCAGCUGCAGAGUAUUUAUUGACUAUCCUAGUAUUUAUUAACACGUGUUGGACUAGGAUAGGGAAGGCAUUUGACUCGUAUGCAGUCAAGGUGCAGAGUAGGGUAGUAAAAUGAUUUUGUUCCCUAGCUUGGAAUUCAGUUGUAGCACCAUUGAGUUUGGGAAGCUGUGUCAUGAGCAGGGCUGUAUCAGAAUUAGAAAAGUGUGUUGUUGAUA
This is a messenger RNA of Closterium sp. NIES-67, 3090 nucleotides long. NCBI's taxonomy places the organism in Eukaryota, Viridiplantae, Streptophyta, Zygnematophyceae, Desmidiales, Closteriaceae. The record is from the annotation of a GenBank genome assembly.